UUGACAGACGGGACAAAUGGGGAAAAGAAAGGCUUUUGUCUGCCGUAACUUAAUAAAGGCUCCGGUUCAUUAUGCAUUAUUAACUAGAGAGGGACGUAACGGCUCUGGUAACGACGUGAUGCCUGGAGGGGACAAAACAAAGGAGUUAUUUACUAGAAAUUGGGUCAGUGUCAAAAGCUUUCCAUAAUUAUCCAACAAGGUAAAAAAAAUGCUGGAAGAAUUAUCCGGAGUCGUUCAUCCCGAUACCACAAAUACAGCCGGCGAUAACUGGGCUCCUCGGCCUCAAAGCGAUGAAAAGCUUUACAAACCAAAGCCUCCCCAACGCCACCAAAGCCCAGAGAUGGCAGCUAAAGUACACGAGAGAUCACCACCUGAGGAAGAUAGAAAUGCUGCAGAAGUGGCUCCAAUGGAAGACUCUCAGCAGCUGGACUUCACAGCUUACCUGCGAUUUGAUGAGCGUGGGAUGGUUCUACCACACAGCAUCCUUGGCAGCUUAGAGGAUUUUCACAGUUAUUUGGAGGCCAGAGGAGAGAAAAAUUUGUUAAAGCAAAUCCCAGAGCCUGUGAGAGGCUCUGCAUCUGGGGCUAGGAGGGGGCCUCGCAGAGACACCGCAGAAGGGGGCCCCGCACAGAUACCGCUGAAGGUUUCACACCAAAGAAGCUCCCAGACUAAUGCUCUGCAGCGUUGGGAUGCACACAUGACAAACCGCAGACAGAAGCAGGAAGAGUUAUCUUACUCCCUCAACAGGCCUGUGGAAAACCUGGUGAUGAAUCAAGCCAAACAUUUCAGAGACACUCAGGAGCGGAGGGAGAUUCUAAGCCGAGUGAUACCGCUCACCCACUCUGGAUAUGGUUAUGGCGUGGGCUGCGAGUUUUGGAGUCUCCCGCAGCGUAUCGGCGAUGAACUGAGCGGUAUUACAGCAACGCUGACUCAGACCGAGCGAGGCCAACAGAAUCCCAACACAUAUGUGGGACAUCCAAGUAGCAUACAAAUGGAAAUGGGAACCAUUUCUACCGGGGCUGAGAGUACUGCGUCUUGGGCUUGGGGUCAGAGUGCGUACCUGCAACAUCGGUCCCAGGAACUUCAAGAUAUCCUGGAGGACAUGGGCAUCAGAAAGCCAGAUAUCAGUAAACUGGAGGUGAUCGGUACCGCAGGGCCGCUAACUUCUUCGCCAGAACAUCAGAGUCUCUUACUGCAGAAGGAAAAGGAGGAGAAGCACGAUGAGAUGAAAACUGAGAAACUGGACACGCCUGCACAAACGGACUACGAUCAAUUAAAGGCUUUGCCUUUUCCCGCCUUGAGGAUUCAUGGUCAGCUCGCUACCUGGACUGGAGACCCAACGUCUGACAAGGGAGAAGUUGGAAUCAGCACAUCUGUAUUCUUCGAAAGCCAGACCGGAGAAAUUGUCUCAACUGACCUGGAGCUGCACAACGAAGGCAGCACAGUCAUCUUCUACAGGUGGCACAAGCCUCCAGUGCCACAGUGUUUUUCUUACUUGUCUUCACCAAACACCAGCGUCUACUUCUACUUCAAAUCCGCCUCCGGUGUGAUCCGUCCUGGGGAAACCCAGCGGGUGGAGUUCAUAUUCAAGUCAGAGGAGCCAGGUCUCUGGACUGAACUUUGGCAGCUUAGAACCCAUCCUCCGUUGUUGCAAGGAGCCUCGAUUCAGGUCAGGUUGAGUGGAAAGGCCUUCAAACAGGACAAAACUGCAGAUCAGAGGUGCUUCUUAGAGAACAAGCUGGAAAAGGCUGUUGUGGAAAAACUGUGUCGAUCGAUUAUGGUUGAGGUAGUAGGGAGGCUCCACACCCCUGAAAGGCCCAACUCACCUGCAGAGCUUUAUAUCACUGAGGAGCAGCUGUUCCAGAACACAAACCCCAAGUUGCAGUACCAUUAUCAGCCAGUAGAGGACCUAAAGACACUGUGGCACCAGGUGAAUCCGGGAGCCAGCUGGGAUUUCUCUGUUGACACUCUUCGACAGGCUGUGCUGUCCCUGCCUGAUGCCGAACCUGUCAAAGAAGAGAGCUUCUCCCAGCUCAACUCACUGUAUCUGCAACUUUCUGAACCGGCUGAUGUACAACACCAUCUACUAACGCCUCAAAUUAUAGGGCGGCAGCUGUGGAUAAAACUUCUGGACCUCAUGGGUGAUGAAGCCACGAGGCUAAGAGAUGUGAUGGGCCUUCCAGACAAAGAAACCUGGGCCGAUGUGGCUACUCCGUCGCCCACAGACGAAAAGGUUCAGAACAAAAGAGAGGAGAAGAGCGGCAGCCUACUGGAGGAGAGCAAAAUAAAGGGGAGGAAAAAGGAUGACGCAGGGAAGCGUUCCAGAGAAAAGCAAGGGAAGGACUCUGACUCACUGGCUGAUUUUGGUUUAGAGAGCACCAUGGAAAUCCAAAGCGUACACCCAGAGACCAUCCUCACCUACACAAGAACUUUGCAUAAAAAGGUUUAUACUUGGAUGGAGGACCUCGUGGACAACCUGUGCGACCUGAUGGAGGACGUUCAUGUGGGUGAUGGCGGACACAACACAAACUGUUGCGCCUAAAGAGGCAGGCUCAGAAACAA
Molecule: messenger RNA, 2562 nt
Organism: Fundulus heteroclitus (mummichog)
Lineage: Eukaryota; Metazoa; Chordata; Actinopteri; Cyprinodontiformes; Fundulidae
Product: mycbp associated protein
Exons: 19
Coding region: 209-2542 (777 amino acids)
Source: RefSeq, a predicted model, not a curated record